Messenger RNA from Candida albicans SC5314, 2364 nucleotides. It is a transcript of the gene SCH9, whose product is annotated as serine/threonine protein kinase. Lineage: Eukaryota; Fungi; Ascomycota; Pichiomycetes; Serinales; Debaryomycetaceae. Gene Ontology annotation, molecular function: ATP binding; protein serine/threonine kinase activity. The transcript has a single exon. Gene Ontology annotation, biological process: protein phosphorylation. The coding region runs from base 1 to 2364 and encodes 787 amino acids. The record is from RefSeq and is a predicted model, not a curated record.
AUGGUAGAUUUUGCAAAAUCAUUAUUUGGUUUUGGUAAUUAUAAAAAGGAAUCAUCAUCACAAUCUCCCACUCCGCCACCAAGUGCUCAUUCAUCACAAGAACAACACCACAAGUCAAACACAGAAGAAUAUCCUCAAUCUCAUUUAUCUCAACAACAACAUUCUCAUCGUUAUCAACCGCCGCACAUGUCUGAACAAUCACACCAAUUUCCACAACAACAACAACAACAACAACAGUCAGGCACAAACAAAUUCUUUCCGAAAACACUAGUGAGUGCAGCACCAACCACGGCAGUUGCCAACCAUUCAUCGGUUUACGGAACAACAAGCACAACAACCAACAAUUACCCUGAAGCAUAUUUGAACCAGACAUUCAAGAAUAAUAUUUACAACCCACAGCAACAACAGCAACAGCAAGCACAACAACCACCACCAGAACAACAACAAUCUUCUGCACCAUAUCAAAACUCAGCAAAUAUCCAACAGCCAUAUGGCAACCAAUGGGGUUCCUCACAAGACCAAGAUGCCAAUAUCAUCACAAUCGAUAAAACAGGCAACAAACUCAGUCCUGCAUCUAGAGACUCGCCCAUUAAAGGCAAAUUAAAAGUCACGAUAUUGGAAGCCAAAGAUAUUUUUGCCACUCAGCCUUAUGUUGUCUGUAGUUUUGAGAGUUCAGAAUUUGUUACCAAUGCUCCUGAUUCAUAUGGGAAAUCUCCAGUGUCAUCGUUUGGUCACAAUAACAAUCAAGGACAUAAUGGACCAAGAAACAUGUACAAUUCCAAUCAUGGACCUUCACCAAAGGCAUUACCUAUGAAAAAUAGUGGUAAUCUAUUUGGACAAAGACCUUCAAUGUAUCAAAGACAAUUAUCUACUCCUCAUUUGAAUUUACCCAAUGAUUCUUCCAACCCCAUUUGGAAUCAUGAUACUAUAUUUGAUGUUGUGGGACUGAAAUCUGAAUUGGACAUUUCGGUUUAUGAUGGAGCUCGAGAUGAUGCAUUUUUGGGUCAUGUAAGAAUAUCUCCUUCCACUGAUAAAAAUAAUAAAAAUGAAAGUGAAUGGUUGCAAUUGGGUGCGAGAAUAACUGGUGAGACGGUUUCUUCAGGUCAUAUUAAAAUUAAAUGGGAAUAUACCUCAUUUGAUAAUAACAUCAAAAGAUCAUAUGGACCAGAUGAUUUCCAUUUCUUGAGAUUAUUAGGUAAGGGGACAUUUGGCCAAGUUUUCCAAGUUCGUAAAAAAGACACUAAUAGAGUUUAUGCUAUGAAAAUCUUGUCGAAAAAAGUUAUUGUUAAGAAAAAGGAAAUUGCUCAUACUAUUGGUGAACGUAAUAUUUUAGUUCGUACUUCAGCAGCGUCAUCACCAUUUAUUGUUGGGUUGAAAUUUUCUUUUCAAACUCCAUCAGAUUUAUUUUUGGUGACUGAUUUUAUGUCUGGUGGUGAAUUAUUUUUCCAUUUACAAAAGGAAGGUAGAUUUAAUGAAGAUCGAUCAAAAUUUUAUACAGCAGAAUUGAUUCUUGCAUUAGAGCAUUUACAUGAUAAUGACAUUGUUUAUCGUGAUUUGAAACCAGAAAAUAUAUUAUUAGAUGCUAAUGGUCAUAUUGCAUUAUGUGAUUUUGGAUUAUCAAAAGCUGAUUUAAAUAUGGAUGGCACCACUAACACAUUUUGUGGCACCACCGAAUAUUUAGCUCCCGAAGUAUUAUUAGAUGAACAAGGAUAUACUAAAAUGGUUGAUUUCUGGUCAUUAGGAGUGUUGAUAUUUGAAAUGACUUGUGGUUGGUCACCUUUCCAUGCAGAAAACACUCAACAAAUGUAUAAAAACAUAGCCUUUGGUAAAGUGAGGUUCCCUAAAGAUGUAUUAAGUCCAGAAGGUCGAUCCUUUGUCAAAGGAUUAUUAAAUAGAAACCCUAAACAUAGAUUAGGGGCCACAGAUGAUGCUAGAGAAUUGAAAGCUCAUCCAUUUUUUGCCGAUAUAGAUUGGGAUUUAUUAAGAGCUAAAAAUAUUCCUCCACCAUUUAAACCUCAUAUAGUAUCAGAAACUGAUAUUUCCAAUUUUGAUACUGAAUUCACAUCAGAAAAUACUUCAGCAUUGAAAAGACAAAUGGAAAUGGCCACAACUCCAUUAUCACCAGGAAUUCAAGCAAAUUUCAAAGGGUUUACAUAUGUUGACGAUUCAACUAUGGAUGAUCAUUUUGCUAGAUCAUAUAGAGCUAAUGCAUUUAGACCUCCUGGGUCAUUUAUACCAGGAGAUCCUAAUUUACCUCCAGAUGAAGAAGUUUUAGCUGAACAAAUUGAAGAAGAAGAUGAAAUGGAAGUUGAUGAAGAUCAACAUAUGGAUGAUGAAUUUGUCAAUGGAAGAUUUGAUCUUUAG